AUGAGAGUGCUACGAGAAAAACAGACAUUGGAUGUGCAGGUGGCACGAUGGUGUCCGGAGCGCGUGUUUGUUGAGCUUCUCAUUCCUGAGGAUGUCCAUGCCAUGACCCAAAUUGUCUUCCGCACCGAGUCUCACGAUCAAGGUUACAGCGAAGAGAAAGUGCUCCACGGCACGUACGAAGGUUCCUUUACCUGGCUUGAGGCCGUUGUCGUCAGUCCGAGCGGCCACGAACGCUGUCCCCGGAGGACGGUUCAGUACAAUGUGCACGCGAGCUCUGCCUACAGGCGCCACGAGGUCGUCUGGGACGCGGUUGCGAGCGCGGAUGCGGCGGUGCGUGACUGGGUAAGGGCCGUACGUGGCGGCGACGCUGUGCAGCUGAUCCCCAAGGCGCAGUGGCCGGGCUGGAUCAACUUUGUGCGCGAGGCCGAGAUCGAGAUUCGGGUGGUCAGUGGGCUUAGUCAGCAGAUUGUGACCGGGAGGCCGUCAUGCUACCGGCCGCUGCAGGCGACGGAGAUGCGGCUGCUGGUGCUGGACAGCGGAACAACAGAUGCACCGCUAAGCUGCACGCUGAUGCAUGCAGACGUGCGUCGGCAGCCGGUGGUGGUGCCGCCGUACGAGGCGCUGUCAUACUGCUGGGGCGACUCGCGGAAGACGAGGGAGAUUGCGGUGCGGCGGGAUGCUGAGUCAUCCACUCCGGUGCAGCUACGGAUCACGUCGGCACUGUUUGCGGCGCUGCAGGCGCUACGCCGGUCGACUGGGCCCGGCCGCAUGCUCUGGGUGGACGCCGUAUGGAUCAACCAGGACGACCUGGACGAACGAUCGAGCCAGGUGGCGCUGAUGCGCGACAUCUACCGGCAGGCGGACCAGGUGGUCGUGUGGCUGGGCGAGGGCGAUGCAGCGACACAUCAGUCGAUCGAGGUAGUCAACGCGAUUUGCAAAGAACCGGGACAGACGAUGCGGUCGGCCUCGCGAGCCCUCAUCCCGCCCAUCUUCAACGCGCUCUUGGAUGCGCGGGAGGUGGCUUCCCGGGACCGUCACACGCUCGCCAUUCUCGACGUGCUCGUGCUGGGCCUCGACCUCGACGUCUCCGACCCGCGCGACACGCUCUUUGCCAUGCUGCAGUUCGGCCGCGAGACCGCCGAUCUGGCCGUCCUGCCGCCGGCCGUCAAGCCCGACUACCGCCGGCCGACCCCCGACGUCUUCGCCCUGUUCACGCGCUGGUGGAUCGCCGAGCACCGGUCGCUGCGCAUCUUCUCGGCCGUCCACGCACUCGAGGGCCGCACCUGGCAGGAGACGCGCUGGCGACAGGGCUGCACGCCGUCGCUCGUCAUGCGUGACCUCCCCAGCUGGUCCUGGGGCUAUCGCGGCCACAGCAACUGGGCCACGGGCCUGCUCGGCCUCCCGGAGGACUGCCCCUACCGUGCCUCUGGGGACUCUGUGCCUGACCUCGAAUGGCUGCAGCGCCCGGCCUCGAGGGUCUGCAUCGGGCAUUUAGCCUCAGGGUGUUCGAGGAAGACGACCGCCGUGGCGUGCAUCAGCCGCUGCUUCUUCACGGCAGAGGAGGGGUUUGUCGGCUUAUGUCCGUUUGCAGCGCAGACGGGCGACUGGAUCGUCGUUUUGAGCGGCGGUCGGGUACCGUAUAUUUUGCGGCCGCGGGACGAGAGUGGCCAGGAGCAGCACUUUAUCGGGGAAUGCUAUGCGCAGGGGUACAUGGAGGGACAGGGCGUUGAGGGGCCUGGAAUGGAUUCGCACUUCUGGGCUGACGACCCGAUCGUGGUCUUUACGGCCUGUGAGGGAAAAUCUACAAUAUACCGGCAAAUCACAAAGCCGCAAAUAGACCCAAGUUUGAUUCAGGAAUGGCUGGACACUUGCCUCGCCCAUCAUGCCCAGUUGUGCCCAGCACCAACUCCGCCAGACUCAGCCCUACACACGACGCACUUUCGCCUUAUCGACGUGCGCCGAUUCUGCAUCGUACCAGCAUCGAUCCAGGACUCGUACGUAGCGCUUAGCUAUGUCUGGGGCGAGACAGAAAACAUCAGUCUAGAGAAUAGCAACAAAGAAGAUCUUACGCGGGAGGGAGGGCUCUUACGACAAAAUGUCUGGGGCCAAAUCCCCGAUACGAUCCGUGACGCCAUACAACUCAUGAGAAAACUGGGCCUGCAGUACCUAUGGGUGGACUCACUCUGCCUAGUACAGGACGAUCCCACUGACAUGACGGGGGGCAUACAGAUGAUGGACGUCAUUUACGAGCAAUCGCUCUUUACCAUCAUAGCCGCAAGUGGAACCGAUGCGAACAGCGGCUUGCCUGGCGUGAAAUAUGGAUCUCGCUUGACGUCGCCAAUGUACGUUGUCGGCAUGCCGGAGUGGGAUGGAAAGUAUGCUGAUGUAGCACAACUCGAUGACCCACGUCGCAACACCUUUGAACUGUUUUCUCUGAUUGUUGGAACCUACGGCGAGCGACAGCUGUCUAAGCAGGAAGACGCUCUCAACGCUGUAGCGGGAGUCUGCGAGCGGCUAGCACGUAGGAUGAAGUGCAAACUUCUACAAGGACUACCAACCGCUGCUAUGGACCUAUAUCUGCUCAUUAACGUUUGGAGAAGAAAGCGGAGGCCCGGCUUCGCUAGCUGGUCCUGGGCCGGCUGGACCGGGGGGGUCUAUUUUGAUCCUUCUCCGAAUCUGCCACCGGAUCAGAUCAGCGCCUGGCUGGCCGAGGAAACCUGGAUUGUGUGGUACCAACGGACGUGCAAGCCGGACGGUGCGGUGCUCGGACUAGUGUGGGAUCCGGCCGAGAGCGCGGGCGAGCGAGGAGAUAUCAACUACGGCGACAACCGGAGGACUUUCCAGCAGGUCAUUGCUCGUUGUGGUCUAGAAACGAGCUUUGACGAUCUUGACACGUGGAAGACGCAGCCGUCAGUGGAUCUUGCUUCCGAGUCUAUUAUUCCCUCUGCAUAUCCAGUUCUCCAGUUUUGGACGCUGGUGGUUAGCUACACUCUGACUUCGAAAAUAGGCUUCUAUGGCCUGAGUGGCCAAUCCGGCGACGAGAGUGGCGCUAUUUUGGGGGACUGCUUGCAUUAUACACUUAUUCCAAGCGUAGCUGGCCAGUUCGCCAUCCUCUCUAGGGUCUCUGAUAUUCACGCUGAAAAAACAGAGACUCAAAUUUACAAAGAUAUUUGCUCGCGGUCCGAGAUCGUGGCGGACAACAUUAUGUUUUAUGCCCUUUACAUUGAGUGGGAAAACGGUGUGGCCGAAAGGAGGAUGCAGCGACGUGCUGAAACAGCACAGAGCGGUUGUGCUUGGGCCGGACAGGUGUGGCACAAGGACAGUGGAUACGGAGGGAUCUGGCAGCAGACGGGUGGUCGAACCAAGAAGCGCGAGGGUGCGCCGACGUGCAUUCAGUGGGGAUCGGGCAGCAAUAGAGUGGUGCUGUUCCACAUCUGCUGGCGUCGGCUCAGCUUUGAUGGCACCCUAGGCCAGAGCGAGCGGGUGUCUGGGUAUCCGCAGCGGUGGCGUAGGGAAAACAAAAGCGAGCGUGGCGGCACGCCCUCUCCAGGCAGACCGUCCGGCAUCACAAGCACGCUGGCGAUUCCGCCCACAAAAAAUGGAGUGCACCCAGCGGCAGAGUCCAGCUGGCUUUGGCCUGACGGUGGCCGCCAGGACGGCCAGGACUGCGAGGAGAGCAGGCCAGCAAGAGGCACAAAGAGCACAAAGAGCACAAGAAGCACCGGAAGCACCGAGAGCCGGAUGUGGUCGCUGCGCAGAAAGUUGACGUCUCGUGUUGUAGGCACAGCCCGGGGCGACGUCGACGACCCGGCGCCAUCGAGCAUGCCGAGCAUGCCGAGCAUGCCGAGCCUGCACCUGCCAUGGCACCUCGACCGGUUGCGGUUCCGGAUCCGGUUGCCGGCCUGGCCGUUUGGCCGCUUGGCCGUCUGGUACCUGCUGACGGGCAUGCUGGCAGUCGGCCUGCUGAUGGUCUGGCUGCUGGCGGCCUGGCUGCUGGAGCGGCCACGAACACGCCGCCAUGCCCCGGUCGACCCGGAGAGCUGUCUGGUCGACGCGCUCGAGGACGCGGUCGAGCACGGCGAUGGACCCGGCACCGAGCGGGCCAUCGAGCAGGGCGUCGACAUCGACCACGUCUACAGCGACGGCCUGACGGCCCUGCACCUGGCUGCCGAGUACGGCCACGUCGACGUGGUGCGCGUGCUGGUCAAGCACGGUGCCGCCUUCAAGACGGGACCCAUCGGCGCCACGCCGCUCUUCUUUGCCGCCCAGCGAGGCCAUGCCGACAUCACCCAGCUGCUGCUCGACCAUGGCGCCGACACUACUGCUACGCUCUACAACGGUUACACCCCGCUGCACCUGGCUGCCCAGAACGGCCAUGCCGAGGUCUCGCGCCUGCUGUUUGUGCAUGCUGCCGGCCUCGAGACCGUGACCACGACCGCUUCCGCUUCCACGUCCGCGUCUACGCCCACCCUCUCUCCCCUUCACCUGGCCACCUACUUCCGCCACACCGCCGUCGCUGCUGCCCUUUUACAGGCUGGCGCCAGCCCCAACGUCAUCGCCGACGACGACGUCGCCCCGCUGCACGUCGCCGCCCAGACCGGCUGUGCGGACAUUGCCCGUCUGCUGCUCGAGCACGGCGCCGACAUUCACGCCCUGUUCGACGACGCGUCCACGCCACUGCACGUGGCCGCCCGUGCUGGCCAUGCCGACGUUGCCGCUUUGUUACUGCAGCUGCACGCCGACAUCCGUGCCCGCUCCGAUGACGGGUCCACGCCGCUGCAUGAAGCUGCUAGCACUGGUCACGACGAUGUUGUCGGUCUGCUGCUGCGCCACGGCGCCGAUAUCCAUGCCCGCCAAAAGGACGGACCCAUGCCGCUGCAUCUCGCUGUCGUUGCCGCCCACACGGCCGUCGUCCGUCGGCUGCUCCGUUCCGGUGCCGAUCCCAAUGCGCCUGGUGACGAUCAGGGCACCACGCCCAUCCAUCUUGCCGCCCAGACCGGCUGCGUGCCCGUUCUCGCCCUCCUCCUCGCCUCUACUCACUCUACCACACCCCCCAACUCCUCUGUCAACGCCCGCCGCGCCGACGGCCGCACUCCUCUCCACUUUGCCGCCCACGAAGAGCGUCGGCUGGCCGCCCGCCUGCUGCUCGCCCAUGGCGCCGCCGUCAACCCCAUCGACGACUAUGACGCCACCCCCUACGACGAGAGCAUGCGCCAGACCCAGACUGUCGCCGACCUGCUCGUCUGGCACGGUGGCCGCCCCGUCGACACGUCACGGCCCGGCCUCAAGCGCCUCGGCGAUCCCGCCACUCAGGAUGGUCACGUGAUCCGACACGCAACUGACAUCUAUAUGCUGGAAGACCAAGACGAUGACGGCGACGACAGCAACGAGAAGAUGUCGCUGCUGCACGCCGCCUACGAGGGCGACAGCGCCGUGGUGGAGCAGCUGCUCCGCGCCGCGACAGCGGACCCCAAGGUCCAGCGCAGUCUCGACGGUGCCACCGCUCUGCACCUUGCCGCCCAGCAGGGUCACGUGACAGUCGUGAAGCUGCUGUUGGAGAAUGGCGCCGAUGCGAGCAGCAAAACGCUCGACGACACGACAGCGCUGCACCUGGCGGCUUACUACGGCCACGCCGACGUCACGACAGCACUGCUGCAGCACGGCGCAGCCGGCACGGCGUGCAACGCCGACGGGAUGACGGCGCUGCAUCUGGCCGCGCAGCAGGGCCACGAGCCGGCGGUGACGCUGCUGCUGACGGAGAGCGACGCCGAUGUCGAUGCUGCCACUCGCGGAAACACGACGCCGCUGCACCUCGCAGCUGAGAGCGGCCACACUGGCUGCGUGGGCCUCCUGCUGGCCGCCGGUGCCACCGUUUCGGCCGUCACCCGCGAUGGUGUCACACCCCUGCACCUGGCUGCUCAGGGCGGCCACGAGGCCACGGCGGCUCUCUUGGUUGAGCAUCAGGCCGACGUGCGCGCGCAUGUCCGCCGCACCGGCGCCACGCCCUUGCACCUCGCGGCCGCCCGCGGACACAGCAGCGUGAUGAGGCUGCUGACGCGCAGCGGUGGCGCCACACACGCCGAGCGCGAGCCGACCGAUGGGCCGACUUGA
Messenger RNA from Grosmannia clavigera kw1407, 6111 nucleotides. Its product is annotated as ankyrin unc44. NCBI's taxonomy places the organism in Eukaryota, Fungi, Ascomycota, Sordariomycetes, Ophiostomatales, Ophiostomataceae. The transcript has 8 exons. Bases 1 to 6111 code for a protein of 2036 amino acids. The record is from RefSeq and is a predicted model, not a curated record. Gene Ontology annotation, molecular function: protein binding.